UUACGAUUAUGAAUCAAGCUACUAACGUUCAGCCACAAAAUAAUCAAAGUCAAAGGCUCCCAAAUAUUGGUGGAUCUCAAAGAGUUCAAAGAGCUCAACAUAAUGUAAAUUUAUCCAUCAAUGCUACUGCCGUUCAACGAUAUAAUGAAUUAGUUGAAGGCGGGAAUCCAUUUAGUGGAUUACAAAGUUCAGAAAUCUCAGUACAAACCACUGAAUUUCAAACUGAGUUGUUUUUAGGACUUUCUUUCGCAUAA
Molecule: messenger RNA, 254 nt
Organism: Dentiscutata erythropus
Lineage: Eukaryota; Fungi; Glomeromycota; Glomeromycetes; Diversisporales; Gigasporaceae
Source: the annotation of a GenBank genome assembly